This is a messenger RNA of Adineta steineri, 2058 nucleotides long. NCBI's taxonomy places the organism in Eukaryota, Metazoa, Rotifera, Eurotatoria, Adinetida, Adinetidae. The record is from the annotation of a GenBank genome assembly.
AUGAUGAGCAAUAGUGGCAUUAUGCCUCAUAAAACGAAUAUGAUACAUAUCAAUCAAAUAGAAGAGAAUUCGGUUUCCGCAACUACACCAACAACAGAACAACAUACAUCUACAAAACAAAAUAGAAUCAAAAGAACAAAAGAAGGUGAUGAUUCAUUUGAACAUGAACAUCGUGUGGUUAAUACACGUAACCAAUACUUUAAUAGCGCUGGCUCUCGGUCAAUACAACAACAACAGCUAAAUCUAACGACAUCUCGUACUGGAGUAAGCCACGGAGACUCGACAACCACACGUUCAACGUUUCCGCCUUUUCGGAUUACCUUUGUAGCUGAUAGUACACCAUCGGAAUUAUCAAUCAUCAAAGAUAUUAACAAACAUUGUCGUAUUGGACUUUCAUAUGGUCGUUACUCAUCUACUGGUAGUAAUAAAUGUUUUCUUCUAUAUGCCAAUAGUAGUGAACAAUUUGAUCGUUUGAUGGACAAAACAACAUGGCCAAUUCAGAUAUGUUCUUUAGAUUAUGAAAUUACUUCCCCAUCAAAAGUACCAACAUCUUAUUCAAUUGUAGAUAUUGGUGUUCCUGCUCAAUGGAAAUUAGAACAAUUUGAAUCCGACAUCAAAAAACAAUAUCCAACAAUCAUCAAAGUUGAACGACUUUAUGUUAAAGAUCGUAUACCAAUCUCUAAAGUUAGAAUUGAUUUCUUUUCCAAUCAAGAAGUAAAGAAAAUCAUUCUAAACAAACGCUUACUCUUAGAUGAUGAAAACACUUCAUUCGUGAUCCAACCAUAUUCACCACCAGCAAAAGUACUACGCUGUUUUAAUUGUCAACAAUACAAUGAUCAUAUUACCGCAAAUUGUCUACUUAAAGACAAGCCAAAAUGUUUUCGUUGUGGUUCAAACCAUCCAUUUAAUCCUAGCUGUAAUAAUAAAAUUUGUUGUGCAAACUGUGGUCAAAACCAUAUGGCUGGUAGUCCAAGCUGUCCAGUUAAAGUAGAAGAACGAAGUAAAUAUCAACAGCUCUCAAAAACCAUACCAACCAUCAACAACAACAAUAACAAAGUAUUAUAUGUUAAAUCGACUGAUGCUCCUAGUGCAUGGGCAACAAACGCUCAAAAAGAACAUGCACAAGCUCAAUUAUAUACUCCAAUUCAAAAUGUAGCACCAAAUGAAUAUCCAGAUGCAUUAUCCGAUAUCAAUAAAAAAUUGGACCAAAUUAUGAGUAAAAUGGAACAAAUUACAAGUGAACAAACAAAUAUGAAUGCGAACACUACCAAGGCUUUUCGAUUAAUUAAUACAUGGCAAAAGGAUUUUGCCACACUCAAGGAAUUUAUCCUAGAAAAAGUAUCUCCUUAUAUUUUUAAUUUAAGUGAUGUAUUUUUAGAUCGACCUCAAAUGAAUCCAUCAACAGCGAUAUUUAAAACAAAACAAAAGAAACCAUAUCUUACCAAUGUUGAUCAACUUACAAAACAUGAGGAAAAAACUUUUAAAAUGAUUUUGGAAGAAUGGACGAAUACUCUAACACUUAAUCUUUUAUUAGAAAAUUGGUCAAACUAUCGCGUUAAAACUUUAUCAAUGUUACAUAGUAAAGACAAUAUCUCAAUUCUAUUGGUAAAUGUUUCCAGCUUAAAUCGUUAUAUGGCGGAAAUAUUCAACCUUAUUGAUUCUACUUCACCACCGAUUAUUACAAUAAAUGGAACACAUCAUGACGAAGAAUCGAUUAAGAAAUUUACCAAACACUUCUUUAAUUUUAAUGUCUUCUCGAUCAAAGGUACAAAUCUAUUUGGAGGUGUCUUAGUUGCUGUACAUAAAUCAAUUCAUACUCAACGAAUAGUUGGAUCUGACAACAUACCGAAUUUGAUUGCAUUGGAAAUAGGUGUGGACAACAAUAAAUUUCAAUUAAUCACAUGUUACUCACCACCACAUGAAACAAUUCCUUUCAAGAUAUUUGAACAAAUACUACGAAUCAAUGAAGAUACAAUCACCACCGGAGAUUUCAACGCAAAACAUAAUUCUUGGUCUCGCACGAUAGAAAAUCCAAAAGGAAAAACUUUAUUUAAUUGA